GAGGGGCAGGGCCCGGCCAGAGGCUGGCGGGCUGGCUGCUGGCUGUGGAGCCGGCGGCGGCGGGUGGCUGGCCAAGCGUAUACCGGGUGGGAGAGGACGAGGCGGCGGCGAUGCUGCCGCCUCGGUAAGGAACGGGAGGAGGCCGCGGCGCUUGAGGCUCCAGAAAGCGCGGAGGAGCUGCUAGCUGGGGUCGGUGGCUUCGGGCGCCCGCUGGGCCAUGGUGGCUGCGGGCGGUGGUUGGCGCGGUAGCGCUGCGGCCCGGAGCCGAGCAGGACCAGGACGUCGCGGUGUUAACGCCCGCGGGGCCCAGCCACAGAUAUGAAGCGGAGCCGCUGCCGCGACCGACCUCAGCCUCCGCCGCCGCCGGCCGCCCGCAGGGAGGAUGGGGUUCAGCGAGCGACGGAGCUACCCCAGCCCCAGCCCUUGCCCCCGCGCCGACGAGCGCCGCCCGGGAGGCAGCGACUGGAGGAGCGGACCGGGCCCAUGGGGCCGGGGCCCGAGGUCAAGGAGCAGGAUGUGAUAACUGGACUUAGUCCCCUGCUCUUUAGGAAGCUCAGUAAUCCUGACAUAUCUUCAUCCACUGGAAAAGCUAAACUUCAACGGCAACUUAGUCAGGAUGACUGUAAGUUACGGAGAGGAAGCCUGGCCAGUUCUUUGUCAGGUAAGCAGCUGCUCCCCUUGUCCAGCAGUGUACACAGCAGUGUGGGACAGGUGACUUGGCAGUCUUCAGGGGAAGCAUCAAACCUUGUUCGAAUGAGAAACCAGUCCCUUGGACAGUCUGCACCUUCUCUUACUGCUGGCUUGAAGGAGUUGAGUCUUCCAAGAAGAGGCAGCUUAAUCUCUUCUCUUUGCCGAGGAUCUGAAGUAAACCAGCACAUGUUUUCACCCACAUCGGCUCCAGCCCUAUCCCUUAUUAAAGUCCCAUAUAGUGCUGAUUGUGCUCUGGCUGCUUCUCCUCUUGCCUUUUUCAUGAACCCACAAGCCCAUAGCAGUCCUGGCAGUCCCUGUUCCAGCCGCCCACUGCAGUGGAGUUGUCGGACAAGUAAUCGCAAGAGUUUGAUUGUGACCUCUAGUACAUCACCUACACUACCACGGCCACACUCACCACUCCAUGGCCACACAGGUAACAGUCCUUUGGACAGCCCCCGGAAUUUCUCUCCCAACACACCUGCUCACUUUUCCUUUGUUCCUGCCCGUAGCCAUGGCCACAGGGCAGACAGGACUGAUGGACGGCGCUGGUCUUUGGCCUCUUUACCUUCUUCAGGCUAUGGAACCAACACUCCUAGCUCUACUGUCUCAUCAUCAUGCUCCUCACAGGAAAAGCUGCACCAGUUGCCCUUCCAGCCUACAGCUGAUGAGCUGCACUUUUUGACAAAGCAUUUCAGCACAGAGAGUGUACCAGACGAGGAGGGACGGCAGUCCCCAGCCAUGCGGCCCCGUUCCCGCAGCCUCAGUCCUGGACGGUCCCCAGUUUCCUUUGACAGUGAAAUAAUAAUGAUGAAUCAUGUAUACAAAGAAAGAUUCCCCAAGGCAACCGCACAAAUGGAAGAGCGCCUGGCAGAGUUCAUUUCCUCCAAUACUCCAGACAGCGUGUUGCCCUUGGCAGAUGGAGCCUUGAGCUUCAUUCAUCAUCAGGUUAUUGAGAUGGCCCGAGACUGCCUGGAUAAAUCGCGGAGUGGCCUCAUUACAUCACAGUACUUCUACGAACUCCAAGAGAAUUUAGAGAAACUUCUGCAAGAUGCUCAUGAGCGCUCAGAGAGUUCAGAAGUGGCUUUUGUAAUGCAGCUGGUGAAAAAGCUGAUGAUUGUCAUUGCCCGCCCAGCUCGUCUCCUGGAAUGCCUGGAGUUUGACCCGGAAGAGUUCUACCACCUGUUAGAAGCAGCUGAGGGCCACGCCAAAGAGGGACAAGGGAUUAAAUGUGACAUUCCCCGCUACAUCAUUAGCCAACUGGGCCUCACACGGGAUCCCCUAGAGGAAAUGGCCCAGUUGAGCAGCUAUGACAGUCCUGAUACUCCAGAGACAGAUGAUUCAGUCGAGGGCCGUGGUGCAUCUCUGACAUCUAAAAAGACACCCUGUGAAGAGGACUUCGAAACCAUUAAGCUCAUCAGCAAUGGCGCCUAUGGGGCUGUAUUCCUGGUGCGGCACAAGUCCACCCGGCAGCGCUUUGCCAUGAAGAAGAUCAACAAGCAGAACCUGAUCCUGCGGAACCAGAUCCAGCAGGCCUUCGUGGAGCGUGACAUACUGACUUUUGCCGAGAACCCCUUUGUGGUCAGCAUGUUUUGCUCCUUUGAGACCAAGCGCCACCUCUGCAUGGUGAUGGAGUAUGUUGAAGGAGGAGACUGUGCCACUCUGCUGAAGAACAUCGGGGCCCUGCCUGUCGACAUGGUGCGUCUGUACUUCGCAGAAACUGUGCUCGCCCUGGAGUAUUUGCACAACUAUGGCAUCGUGCACCGCGACCUCAAGCCUGACAACCUCCUGAUUACAUCCAUGGGGCACAUCAAGCUCACUGACUUUGGCCUUUCUAAAAUUGGCCUCAUGAGUCUGACAACAAACUUAUACGAGGGCCACAUUGAAAAGGAUGCCCGGGAGUUCCUGGACAAGCAGGUAUGCGGGACCCCGGAGUACAUUGCGCCCGAGGUGAUCCUACGACAGGGGUAUGGGAAGCCAGUGGAUUGGUGGGCCAUGGGCGUAAUCCUGUAUGAGUUCCUGGUGGGUUGCGUCCCAUUCUUUGGAGACACUCCGGAGGAGCUCUUUGGGCAAGUCAUCAGUGAAGAGAUUGUGUGGCCUGAGGGGGAUGAUGCACUGCCGCCAGACGCCCAGGACCUCACCUCUAAACUGCUCCACCAGAACCCUCUGGAGAGACUGGGUACAGGCAGUGCCUAUGAAGUGAAGCAGCAUCCAUUCUUUACCGGUCUGGACUGGACAGGACUGCUUCGCCAGAAGGCUGAAUUUAUUCCUCAGCUGGAGUCAGAGGAUGAUACCAGCUACUUUGACACCCGCUCAGAUCGAUACCAGCACAUGGAGUCGGAGGACGAGGAGGAAGUGAGUGAGGACGGCUGCCUGGAGAUCCGCCAGUUCUCCUCCUGCUCUCCGAGGUUUAGCAAGGUGUCCAGUAGCAUGGAGCGGCUCUCACUGCUUGAUGAGCGCCGCACACCACCCCCCACCAAGCGCAGCCUGAGCGAGGAGAAGGAAGACCGCUCCGAUGGCCUGGCGGGGCUGAAGGGCCGAGACCGGAGCUGGGUGAUUGGCUCCCCUGAGAUAUUGCGGAAGCGGCUGUCGGUGUCUGAGUCAUCCCACACAGAGAGUGACUCAAGCCCUCCACUGACAGUGCGACGCCGCUGCUCAGGCCUCCUGGAUACACCUCGAUUCCCUGAGGGCCCUGAGGAGGCUAGCAGCACCCCCAGGAAGCAGCAACAGGAGGGCACAUGGCUUCUGACACCUCUACCGGGAGAAGGGGUAUCUGGGCGUAUUCCUGAACAACCAGUGGAACGGCAGCUGAGGCUGGAUGACGAGCCUGUGAGCCAGAGCAGUGGGUCCAGUCCAGCCAUGGAGACGGGAGGCCAUGGGAUGCCACAGCUGGCUGAAGGAGCCACAGCCAAGGCCAUCAGUGACCUGGCGGUGCGCAGGGCCCGCCACCGGCUGCUCUCUGGGGACUCUAUAGAAAAGCGCACCGCUCGUCCCAUCAACAAAGUGAUCAAGUCUGCCUCAGCCACAGCCCUGUCCCUCCUCAUCCCUGCAGAACACCACACCUGCUCUCCACUGGCCAGCCCCAUGUCCCCACAUUCCCAGUCAUCCAACCCGUCAUCCAGGGACUCUUCUCCAAGCAGGGACUUCUUGCCAGCCCUUGGCAACUCGAGGUCCCCCAUCAUCAUCCACCGUGCUGGCAAGAAGUAUGGCUUCACCCUGCGGGCCAUCCGUGUCUACAUGGGUGACUCGGACGUCUACACUGUGCACCACAUGGUGUGGCACGUGGAGGAUGGAGGUCCAGCCAGUGAGGCAGGGCUUCGUCAGGGUGACCUCAUCACUCACGUCAACGGGGAGCCUGUGCACGGGCUGGUGCACACAGACGUGGUGGAGCUGAUCCUCAAGAGUGGAAACAAGGUGUCUAUUUCAACAACUCCCCUGGAGAACACAUCCAUUAAGGUGGGGCCAGCUCGGAAAGGCAGCUACAAGGCCAAGAUGGCCAGAAGGAGCAAGCGGAGCCGGGGCAAGGAUGGGCAAGAAAGCAAAAAAAGGAGCUCCCUAUUCCGGAAGAUCACCAAGCAGGCAUCCCUGCUUCACACCAGCCGCAGCCUGUCUUCCCUUAACCGCUCUUUGUCAUCAGGGGAGAGCGGGCCGGGCUCUCCCACACACAGCCACAGCCUUUCCCCCCGAUCUCCCACUCAGGGCUACCGGGCGACCCCUGAUGCUGUGCAUUCAGUGGGAGGGAAUUCGUCACAGAGCAGCUCCCCCAGCUCCAGCGUGCCCAGCUCUCCAGCCGGCUCUGGGCACACACGGCCCAGCUCCCUGCACGGUCUGGCACCCAAGCUGCAACGCCAGUACCGCUCUCCACGGCGCAAGUCAGCAGGCAGCAUCCCACUGUCACCACUGGCCCACACCCCUUCUCCGCCGCCAGCUGCUUCACCCCAGCGCUCCCCAUCACCCCUGUCUGGCCAUGGAACCCAGGCUCUCCCCACCAAGCUUCACUUGUCGCCUCCCCUAGGCAGACAACUCUCACGUCCCAAGAGUGUGGAGCCACCCCGCUCACCACUACUUAAGAGGGUACAGUCAGCUGAGAAACUGGCGGCUGCACUUGCUGCUUCUGAGAAGAAACUAGCCACUUCUCGAAAACAUAGCCUUGACCUGUCCCACCCUGAGCUAAAGAAGGAACUGCCACCCAGGGAAGUCAGCCCUCUGGAGGUAGUUGGGACCAGGAGUGUACUGUCCGGGAAGGGGACUUUGCCAGGGAAGGGGGUGCUACAGCCUGCUCCCUCACGGGCCCUGGGCACCCUCCGACAGGACCGGGCUGAACGGCGAGAGUCACUGCAGAAGCAGGAAGCCAUCCGUGAAGUUGACUCUUCAGAGGAUGACACCGAUGAGGGGCCUGAGAACAGCCAAGGUGUGCAGGAGCCACGCGUGGUACCUAAUCCAGAAGUGGGCCAGGAUCCACCCCUCAGAGGAGAGGGUGAGGAAGAAGAUGCCUUCUUGCCCAGGGAGCCCAGGAGCCAGGGCCCAGUGGUCCCAGGCCUGCUGACGGGGAUCACACUGGAGCCUCCCAGGAUGGCAGGCCCUGGCGUCCCCAAGAGGAGGCUUGGCAUCCCAUACGUCUUUGAGGAGGCUGCCAGUUCCUUGUCACCAGCUUCCAGCCUGAGUAGGGCUGGACCCACAGACCCUAUCCCCACUGAAGGCAGCCUGAAGGCCCAGCACCUCCACACCCAGGCACUAACAGCACUUUGUCCCAGCCCUUCAGGACUCAUCCCCACCAGUUGCCCUGCUGCUUCCUCCAUCUCUGGAGAGCCAGGCCAAUGGUCCUGGAAAUUCCUUAUUGAGAGCCCAGACCGGGCCUCCUCAAGCAGAAAGGCAACAGUGGAAGGUAGGCUGGCCAGUUCGGAAACCACAACUCCAGCUCACUCUAAGAACCCGUCUCCCAGGCAGGAGGGGAAGUCCUGGCCACCCACUGCCCCCGGCCUGGCCCAUCCACCUUCUGAGCUUCCCAGCCAAAGCUGGCUGUGGAAGCCUGAGUGUGCACAAACAGAGAAAGAAGGGCCAGCCCUGGGCAUCACCAAAGUGCCUGAUGCCUCAGGUGACAGGAGGCAGAACGUUCCAUGCAGAAGCUGCCCUCUCACCCAAGAGCCUGGGCCCAGCCUGCUCCAGAGGGGCCAAGACCCAGGCGGCCCUCAAAAGCUUCAGGACUUGGCACUGACACCUGAGGAGCUUUUAAAGCAAACAUAGCAUUUGUUUGCCAUUUCUUGCUCUCAGACCUGUGUAAUACACGCUCUUGGAAACCAU
Rhinolophus ferrumequinum (greater horseshoe bat) is the source of this 5988-nucleotide messenger RNA. RefSeq names its product microtubule associated serine/threonine kinase 2 (gene MAST2). The transcript has 31 exons. Gene Ontology annotation, biological process: intracellular signal transduction; peptidyl-serine phosphorylation. The coding region runs from base 319 to 5931 and encodes 1870 amino acids. Gene Ontology annotation, cellular component: microtubule cytoskeleton. NCBI's taxonomy places the organism in Eukaryota, Metazoa, Chordata, Mammalia, Chiroptera, Rhinolophidae. Gene Ontology annotation, molecular function: protein serine/threonine kinase activity; ATP binding; microtubule binding. The record is from RefSeq and is a predicted model, not a curated record.